UUUCCAAAACUGAAUAUGCACCCUCUUUCAACCGCAGACUUAGAAUAACGUAUGUAUUUAGUCCCAAUUGUAUUAUGUUUGAAAGAUAAGCAAGCAAAGAGUAAAUUGUACCAUGAAUUUAAAUCCCUUGUAAACGCCAAUUUUUGAUUUUAUCUACAUAAAGAAAGGUUUCUAAUUUACGGCAAAUGCUCCUUUAAUUGAAGAUCCCGUGCUGUAGUGUCAAUGCAAAGCUAAGCUCAACACCUCAAAUGGGAUAGAUUUUAAAAGAUGGAAUAGAAGUUCUUUGAGGGUUGAUAUUAAUUUCUAAACAAUAUACGAGUAUGAUGGACGAUGACAAAACAAUAUGAUCCUCUUCAGAGGAGGGAGCAGAGCAUUUUUCGAAAUUUGCUUCUUCCAAUUUCGCGAACUUGUGAUUGUGUUCUUCAUCCUUCUGUGGUUCAUGGUUCAUUCUAUCACCGGAGUUAAUGACGAAGGAUUUGCUGAAGGAUGUCAAAAAUCCUGGAAUCUAUCUGUUGUUCUCAUCUCAUGGCAACCUCCAGCUGUUUGUGUUCGUUGGCAUUUUAACCCGAAAAAUAUAACCAUUGCCAGAUUCGAAGUAACUUACCGUCCACUUAAUGCUUGGUAUCGAGUGGUGCAUGAUAUUCCUGGAGAUGAGAAGUCAGUGAUAUUGGAGCAAUUACAACCUGGUGCUGAAUACCAACUACAUGUCGUGGCCUUUGAUCUUUCUGGAAACCCUACAAACAUUAGUAACAAAUUGCUCUUCAUUUCUCCCGAUGUUAUGCAAAAAGAUAACUGGAGUCAGAAGACAAUCUUGGAUGAUGAGGUUACCACUCCAUUUAGAGUGCGAGAGGAAGAGGUCGUCAUAGUGGUGCUUGUCCUGUCUGUUUGGGUUUUCGUCAUGGUGCUUUUCUUCAAGAAAUGGGGAAAGAUUCGUAUGUUGGAAUCUUAUCAGCCGCAAUACCAUGCUCAGAGUGUUAUCGCAAAACCAAGUCGUCAGCCGCUCAACGAUGUCUUGGCACCGCUAGAACGAUUCAACUUAGAAUUCGGUGCUACAUCUACGCCUUAUCACACAAACAGGAUGCGCUCUAGACAGAAUUCUGUUUUCGUGGGUAGUCCUUAUAGAAGUAGGAGCGGUUCCGUGAUGUCAGAACCCAGAACCCCACGAAAAGUGAAAAGUGCCGAGGACAUAAAGUCGCUGUCGAUUCAGAUAGAAGGCCUCCAACAAACUACUCCUCUUUAAAAAAAGGGACUCCUUUGCCUUACGUUCUAAAAUAUUUUUUUUUCUCAUCGAAAUCAAAAGUAGAAUUCUGUAUUAGGAAUAUAGAAGUUGUAGCUCCUCUAUACUUUAGGAACUUCAUAUUCCACGAAAAGUGAAACGUGGUGAUGGCAUCAAUUUAGUGACUAUUCCAGUAGGGCAUGACUGCCAACUACUACGCUUUUUGCAAAAUGUUCUAUAGAAUGAUAGAUAUUUCAAAACCAAAACUUUUGGUAAUUUUACUAACAUUUUUAAAUUCUCACCACGACAGAUCUGGAACAAAGUGCAGCGAUGCCAACUGCUCCGGACACGCCAUAAUAAUUUAAGAAACGGUAAACAACUACAUACUAAAAUUUG
Molecule: messenger RNA, 1612 nt
Organism: Parasteatoda tepidariorum (common house spider)
Lineage: Eukaryota; Metazoa; Arthropoda; Arachnida; Araneae; Theridiidae
Molecular function (GO): protein binding
Source: RefSeq, a predicted model, not a curated record